Molecule: messenger RNA, 2557 nt
Organism: Uranotaenia lowii
Lineage: Eukaryota; Metazoa; Arthropoda; Insecta; Diptera; Culicidae
Product: EF-hand domain-containing family member C2-like
Exons: 6
Coding region: 201-2489 (762 amino acids)
Biological process (GO): regulation of neuron projection development
Cellular component (GO): microtubule
Source: RefSeq, a predicted model, not a curated record
UAGGAAUCCGGAAACUUCUAUGCCAGCCAUCGGUUUCCAAGGAGACGGCUUCCCGUUGUUUGGUUGAUAUAGCGUAUAGAUUAGUUUUGCAAUUUUGCUGCCGGGCAUCCAACGGAUUGUGGGGGAUUAAAAAUAUCUUCAUAUAGCUAUAAUAACAAGAAGUUGUUGGUGAAUUUGUGACGAAACAUCAAACGGCCACCAUGCUUCGCUGCUCUGGACUUCCGUUACUGCCGGGUAACUCGUUUCCUGAGUUGGGACGAACGCGAUACCACAAAUCCCACCAUUUCGAUCAAUGGAAUCGAAUCUGUAUGCUGGCCGAUAAAAAACGGCCAGGCAUCGGAGCAACACCGCUUACUCCGGCGGAAGGUCCCGAGUACUGUUUGCCUUCACUUUAUCCACCUCGCUCAGGUCCAUUGCUUCCCUCCUGGUUGACCUACGACAAGAAGGUCCUUUGCUUCCAUGCGUACUUCCAGGAAACCCUAUCCGAGGUUGACCGGAUCCCCUAUCAGGUGCGGAAAGUAAAAAUUCUUUACUAUCUCGAAGACGAUACCAUGCAAGUGAGCGAGCCAAGAACCAUGAAUUCCGGCAUCCCUCAAGGUUGUCUCGUUACUCGGCAACGGAUACCUCGUCCACCUCCUUACGAUGGGGAGUUUACCUCGCUGUUGGAUCUAAAUAUCAAUCACACGGUGCAGCUGUUCGAUCGCGUGUACACCGUAACCGGAUGCGACGAGUUUACGCGUAGUUUCCUUUACAAACUGGGCGUCUCAGUGCCGGAAUCGGUGGAACCACCAACUGACCCCAACACCGAAGCUCGCAAGCAACAGGACGCGGCCAAGGUAGCUAAGCGUCCGGCCUACAAGGUGGACACUUUAGGCAAGUUUCUCCAGAACGAUCGCAAGGUGCUACGGUUCGAAGCCUUUUGGGACGAUCGGAACAGUUUGUUCGGGGAUUUGCAUGAGCUGGAAGUGCUGUACCACACCAGCGACGAUACCAUCGAGAUCAAGGAAAAAUUUCCGAAAAACUCGGGACGCGAUUCUAGCGGGAUGUUCUUGAAACGAAGUCGGCUGCCAAAGAAAUUUGAACGGUUGCCUGUGCUCGGGGAGAAUACUCCGAUUACGGUGUUGAAUGUGUUGGGUGGAGGUUUGAAGGGUGGAAGGUAUAUAAACGACUGUGCGUUUAUUGGGAAAAAUGCGGACGAUUGCUACAAAGACUGCGAUCUGGUUAUUGGGAGAAGUAUCAACGUUUACGGCCGAACGGUGAUCUUGACCGGAUGUGACAGUUUUACACAAGACUACUACAGGACUAAGUUCGGCGUUGAAGAUUUUACGCCGAUUCUGGGUUACAGUGUGACCAAGCCAGGCCCUAUGGUGGGCUACCGACGUGAACGAAUUUUACCACCCUACAAUGGCUACGGUUCCCAUGAGGAUUCCGAAGGCAACUGCAAAACCGUAGAACCGAAACCACCGAAAAUCGACUUCCGCAAGUUCAUUGUGUACGACCGGUGCAAUCUACGCUUCGGGGCCCGGAUGAUCUCCGAUAUCAAGGAAAACAACGAUCGAUUCUUCGUGAUUACCUACUACCUCAGUAAUGACACAAUUUCGGUGUAUGAGUUGAUGAUCAGGAACUCAGGAUUUUUGGGUGGCGAGUUCAUAAAGCGAUGUAAGAUGCUCCUGCCAAAUCAAGACAUUUUUACACCCAGUCGUCCCAAAUGUUAUCAAGCAUCGGAUCUGUAUCUUGGAGCCACAGUGAUUCUACAGGACCACAAGUUUAACAUCACCACAGCCGAUAUAUUUGCGCUACAGUUCAUGGAAGGUCAUUGCGAAGAAUUUCCACUGUCCAAUGUCUCUAGAAUCGUCCAGAAGAUACGUUCGGCCUUGGAGCCGAUCUACAAGGAAUACGUUGCCAAAAAUAUGGGCAAAGUGGUCCACAAAAAAAUCGAUGAUCGAUCGGUGGCCACCGUUACCUACGAGGACGUUCGUGACAUGUUAAAGGAGCUGUUGGGUGAUCAAAUAGUAGAACAAGAGAUAGUGACGAUCUGUCGCUUCUUUUCGGCUGAAUCCAAAAAGGCGGACCUCUGCGAUAGGGAAUUGGUUCGAUCGGCUAUCCAUGGAGAGUUGACGCGUCAACUUUGGGACAACAUCGAGCGUACUAAGGAGCACAUUUACCAUCUGGAUCCCUGCAACAAUGGUUAUACCAGUGCCAAGAAUAUCAUCACCACGAUUAAGGCUUGUCGGAUUCCUCUGGACAACGCUUUGAUCGAUGCACUUUUGCAGAUUGUCCAUUACAACGAGUGUGGUGACGUGGAGAUCAAAGACUUCCUGUGCAUCCUGAACCCACUGGCAGUGCCCUGUAAGCCGUUGCAGCCUCUAAACAUUAAGCAUGAUGUCUGUUAUUUUACUCCCUACAAAGUGACCGGCAACCUGGUGGAAUGGGACCAUCUGCUGUCUAGUAUUGAUCUCGAGAGCAAUCUUUCCAAACAAACAUCGUAGAAUAGUUUGGGUCAGAUCUUUUUUCUAUUUAUUUGUAUAUCUUUUGCAUUUUUGUGUAGAAUAAAUUA